This is a messenger RNA of Thelazia callipaeda (thelaziosis nematode), 849 nucleotides long. The record is from the annotation of a GenBank genome assembly. Lineage: Eukaryota; Metazoa; Nematoda; Chromadorea; Rhabditida; Thelaziidae.
AUGCCUCCGAAACCGUCAGUGAAGGGAGCGAAGAAGGCUGUCAAAUCGCACAAAGCGAGGGGCGGGGAUAAAAAGCGUCGUCCUCGGCGUAAGGAGUCUUACUCUGCGUACAUCUAUCGAGUCCUGAAACAAGUACAUCCAGACACGGGAAUAUCUUCAAAAGCGAUGUCAAUUAUGAAUUCGUUUGUCAACGAUGUCUUCGAGCGCAUCGCAGCCGAGGCAAGUCGUCUUGCACAUUACAACAAACGGUCAACCAUUUCAUCGCGUGAGAUCCAAACUGCAGUACGUCUCAUUUUGCCAGGUGAACUGGCAAAGCACGCGGUGUCAGAAGGCACAAAAGCGGUAACCAAGUACACAAGACUGCUAAGAGAUAUUGACGGUCAUGAGGUAGUAGAUGAGAAAAGUCCCUCAUCAACUGCAUUUUUAUUUAAUAUGAGGAGCCCAUAUUUGCUAUCGUUUGCAGGCAUAUUGAAAAAUUAUCCCGCCGUAGGAGGUGUCAUCAAUGUUGUGUGUCUCAGAGAGGUUGCAGCUGUAGCAAUGUCAGGACGUGGUAAAGGAGGCAAAGGACUAGGAAAAGGGGGAGCGAAGAGGCAUCGCAAGGUAUUGCGUGAUAAUAUCCAGGGGAUCACGAAGCCAGCUAUACGGCGCUUGGCAAGACGAGGCGGCGUGAAGCGCAUCUCUGGUUUGAUAUACGAGGAAACCCGCAGUGUGCUAAAGACAUUUCUGGAGAAUGUUAUCCGUGACGCAGUUACUUAUUGUGAACACGCCAAAAGGAAGACCGUUACUGCUAUGGACGUAGUCUAUGCAUUGAAACGACAAGGCCGUACACUCUAUGGUUUUGGUGGUUGA